Mytilus californianus (California mussel) is the source of this 1778-nucleotide messenger RNA. RefSeq names its product beta-1,3-galactosyl-O-glycosyl-glycoprotein beta-1,6-N-acetylglucosaminyltransferase-like. NCBI's taxonomy places the organism in Eukaryota, Metazoa, Mollusca, Bivalvia, Mytilida, Mytilidae. Bases 473 to 1705 code for a protein of 410 amino acids. Gene Ontology annotation, molecular function: acetylglucosaminyltransferase activity. The transcript has 2 exons. Gene Ontology annotation, cellular component: membrane. The record is from RefSeq and is a predicted model, not a curated record.
AUCAGCUGUUGUGACGCCUUCCUAUACAAGAUACUGCGCGCUGUUCAUCAAAUUUAAGUUUGAAAUCGACCUCGUUUUCUAUGUUUAAAAUGUAACAUAUAAGAUUUUAAUCCCAAGUCUUUAGAAUAAUUGUAGCUGUAAUAAAGUAUAUUUAUGUUGUUGCAGUUAACAAAAACUGGUAAUUUGACUUUGAAUGAUAGCUUUCUAUCAGCCUAUCGGUUACUGCGAGGAAUAAUAUUCAAUCACUACCUGAUACGAUAUUUGACAAGGCUGUGUGUAUUAUAUAGUUUGACACGUAUAAAUGAAACAGUAUACUCGCUGCACUUACAUACAGUGCCGCAAAUUAAUAAGUUUCAAUAAACUAUUGGUUUAAAGAAUUGAUACGUACAUGUAAAAGCUGAUAGGACCAUAUCUGUAUUUCGCUAUCAAUAAUUUCAUUUUAGAUAACAGCCAACGACUUUCUACCAUCUAGAUGAAGACAAAAUGGAAAACAUUGAUAUUUUGUAUGGGUGGAUUUUCAAUAAUAAGCAUGUUUAGUCCAUCAAACUUUGUACGGGUUUAUCUAAGUCUAUAUCCAGCAUUGAAGAUUAAUUGCCACAAUAUAAUUGACGGUGACAAAGAAGAAAUUUCAAAAGCACUUCAAUACAUGAAAUAUAAUUCACCAAUCCGUCUUUUGGACAAAGACUUCAUUAAUAUAGCCACGAACUGUUCAAAUUUCUUAGAGACUUUCGGCUACAACAUGUAUCCUGUCACUGACGAGGAGAGAAAUUUUCCAAUUGCCUUCAGUAUUCUAACCUUCAAGGACGCAGAUCAGACUGAACGUUUGCUUCGAUCAAUUUAUCGUCCCCAGAACUUCUAUUGUAUGCAUAUAGAUAACAGUUCUUCGAGGUAUUUGCAUGAAGCAUUUCUAGUAAUUACUAGGUGUUUCAAAAAUGUUUUUAUUGCAUCAAAGACGGAAAACAUAAUUUAUAAACAUAUAUCUCGCCUUAAAGCAGAUAUUAACUGCAUGUCGGAUCUUUUGACGAAGUCACAAAAAUGGAAAUAUUUCAUAAAUUUACCUCAUCAACAAUUUCCCUUAAAGACAAACUUAGAAAUCGUGAAAAUAUUGAAAAUAUACAAUGGUGCUAAUGAUAUUGAAGGCAUUACGUCAUUUAAGCGGAUGGUAUCGGAGCGAUAUACGUACAGCUACACAAAUGUUAACGAAUCUAUGGUGCGUAUUGGACUAAAAAAUGAUACUAUGCCGUAUAAUGCAAGUAUUGUAAAGGGGAGUGCGUAUGGUGUUUUUAGUCGAAAAUUCGUUCAAUAUAUAGUAUUUGACCAAAGGGCUAAAGAUGUACUGGAAUAUAUGGAAGACAUCAUGAGUCCAGAUGAAUAUUAUUGGGCUUCUUUGAAUCAUAAUGAAAUUUUAAAAGCGCCAGGUCGAUUCACAGACAACCCUGAAAAGAAGUCUUGGCUAGCCGUUUAUGCUGCAUGGGAUGGGACAGAUCAGUGUCAAGGAAAAUUUGUCAGAGAUAUUUGUAUAUUUGGUGUUGGAGAUUUAAAAGAACUUGUAUUAAGGAAAGAGCUUUUUGCAAAUAAAUUUUAUCCUGAUUUUCAACACUUAGCUUUGGAAUGUUUAGAAGAGUAUGUCAAUAACAAAACACUUAAUCCAAUUCGAUUUGAUUCCUUUUAUUACAAACAAUUAUCCUUCAUAAGAAAGACUUGACAGAGACCAGUUCUAUUUCAAAUAAUUUGUUAUUAAACUUAUCUAUUUCUAAUAAAUAAACUUUUUUAAAUUU